CCUUACAAUUUUUCUUGCUGUGUGAAAUGGGCCGUUGCAGUGGCUAAAGCCCUCUUCCUCUUUCCCAGAAGCUUUCAGACUUUCCUUCAGGACUAAUCCCAAGAAGCCACCUGUCUGGACUGAAGACAAGGCAAGGCAGCUGACUCAGUGCUUGCGCUAUGGGCAGUGAAUGCCAGGAGCGAUCAUGGCGUACUGGCGCAACUCCCUCAUCCUCGCCGCGUACGUCCUCAUCUUCCUCACGGGUCUCCCUGCCAACCUCCUGGCCCUGCGGGCCUUCAUCGGGCGGGUCCGCCAGCCCCACCCCGCCCCCGUGCACAUCCUCCUGCUCAGCCUGACGCUGGCCGACCUCCUGCUGCUGCUGCUGCUGCCCUUCAAGAUGGUCGAGGCCGCCUAUAACUUCCGCUGGUACCUGCCUGAGCUGCUCUGCGCCCUCACGGGCUUCGGCUUCUACAGCAGCAUCUACUGCAGCACGUGGCUCCUGGCGGGCAUCAGCAUCGAGCGCUACCUGGGAGUGGCCUUCCCCGUGCAGUACAAGCUGUCCCGCAAGCCUGUGUACGGAGUGAUUGCCGCCGUGGUCGCCUGGGUCAUGUCCUUCGGUCACUGCACCAUCGUCAUCAUUGGUCAGUACUUGAACUCAACCCAGGAGACCAGAAACACGGAUGGAAUCACCUGCUAUGAGAACUUCACUGAGGCGCAGCUGAACGUGGUGCUUCCGGUGCGGCUGGAGCUCUGCCUCUUCCUCUUCUUCGUCCCCAUGAUGAUCACCAUCUUCUGCUACUGGCGCUUCGUGUGGAUCAUGCUCACCCAGCCCCACGUGGGGGCCCAGAGGCGGCGCAGAGCUGUGGGGCUGGCCGUCGUGACCCUCCUUAAUUUCCUGGUGUGCUUCGGGCCUUACAACGUAUCCCACCUGGUGGGGUAUUACACGAGGAAAAGCCCCCCGUGGCGGGUUGAAGCCGUGGUGUUAAGUUCCCUCAAUGCCAGUCUGGACCCCCUGCUCUUCUAUUUCUCUUCAUCAGCUGUGCGCAGAGCCUUUGGAAAAGGGCUGCAGAUACUGCGACAUCACGGCUCCUCCCUGAUUGGACGCAGAAGCAGAGAGACAGCGGAGGGGGCGAGUGGGGACAGGGGUGUGAGUCAAGCCGAGGGAGCACCAAGUUCCGACUUCACCACAGAAUAGGGGUGUCCUGGACCUUUGGAGGCACUCUGGGUUACCUAGGAGUUGAGCAGACUGGGAGAGGGGGAGAAUGGGGGUUCCUAGCUCAGGGUCAGGAAUCCUCAGCCCUGACCCACUAUGGGGGCUGUGAAAACCUCUCUCAGCACCUUGGUGUCCCCUCCUGACUGAAGUUUCCUGCCCAAAGGAGCACAGCUCCGUGACAAAAAGAAGAAAUGGUUUGACACAGAAGCACCAUCAGACCAGGGUCUCGGAAGCAACAUAACUAACACAAAUCCGGUCCCUGUGAGGUCACUGGUAGCCGGGGAUGACCGGGCUCAAGCUGAGUCCCUCAAGCAAUCUUGCUAUAAGCUCUGAAACAACACCUAGACGCCGGUCUAGCUGUUGAUACUGGAAAGAAGCCAACGAGAAAGAGGUGGAAGGGAACACGAAAUGAGGUCAAAGAAGACUCAGGAAGGUUAUGAGCCAAGUGUGUGGGGGGGAAUUAAGAGGGAGGACUGGGGACUUAGACCUCUGACGGUCUGGGUUUGCACUAUUAUCGCUUCAACCUGCUGCCUUGUAAGUAUGCUCCAGUCGCCUUCAUGUGUGUAACUUGUCUCCCUGCGUUGAACCUGCCGGAGGUCUGGGUCUCGUCUUCUCCCUCCGUGGUGCCCCACACAGGUCAGGACACAGCCUGGCACCCAUCAGUCAGAGGUCAACACUGGCGAGGUCAGGAGUAGACAACCUGGCCUGGCAGAUUGAAAAUAAAGACGGUAAAACUCUGAA
This is a messenger RNA of Hyaena hyaena (striped hyena), 1933 nucleotides long. Its product is annotated as free fatty acid receptor 2-like. The record is from RefSeq and is a predicted model, not a curated record. Lineage: Eukaryota; Metazoa; Chordata; Mammalia; Carnivora; Hyaenidae. Gene Ontology annotation, biological process: cellular response to fatty acid; G protein-coupled receptor signaling pathway. The transcript has 2 exons. Gene Ontology annotation, cellular component: plasma membrane. Bases 170 to 1174 code for a protein of 334 amino acids. Gene Ontology annotation, molecular function: G protein-coupled receptor activity.